AUGGCCGACCAUUCGCUGAUGUCGCCCGCUCCGCCAAAGAACGUCCAGCGCGGUGAUUAUCUUUUCGUCUUACACGAUCACUUCAAACGAAAUGACGAUGAAUUGCAAAUGAUGCGCGGAAAUAUUAUCCGUCUCGAGGAGAUGGAUGAAGAAUUUCAAGAUGGAUGGUGGCUUGGAGAACAACCCGAGUCUGGCCAGAAAGGCCUCUUCCCAGCUGGCUUCACGCGCAAGGCCCAUGCUCACGAGCGUCCCCGGAAUCGUGGACCGCCCGAUCUGAGUUCCAUUCAGACCGACCCCUCCCCCGAAACAGUGAUCGCAUUCGACAAGACCGAAUCGCCAGCUCAGAUGGAACCGUCAACGCCGGUCGAUGUCGAAUCCUCUUUCGCCUCAGCUGGCAGCGAACAAACAACGCCCCAAGCGUCGCGACACGCCAGUACUUCGGAUGUGUACGGCUCGGUCGAUUCCCCCAAGCAACAACGGUCUGCUUCGUCUCCACUGCCCCAGCAAAGCCUGGCGGCGGACAUCCAACAAACCUUCCGGAGGUCCAUUGAUAGUCAUGCCAAUGGCGAGGAGAGCCCGGUGAUGAACGAGACUUUGAGCGUCAUCGAUGAACACAUCACCGAUAUGAACACACCUCGCCACAGUGUGUCGACCCAAGAAGCGAAAACGAUCAAUGACUCUGGGAGCGAAUAUAGUAGCCAUUUCAGUCAUCGCCUUUCAUACAUCAACGGAAAUGAGACGGAUGAGGAAGAGGGCGUUGCACUGACUGAAGAACAGGUUCGGCGGUGGACUCACACCGAGACCGCGAAACACAUGCGAGACCUUGGAAUGGAUACCAAGCAUUGUGAUAUAUUUGAAGAGCAGGAAAUCACCGGCGAUGUCCUUCUUGACAUGGAUCAAGACUUCAUUUUCAUGAAAGAGUUUGACUUUGGUGUUAUGGGCAAACGGCUUAAAACGUGGCACAAGGUCAAGGCAUUCCAGGAAGAGGUUCGAGGCUUGAAACAGCAGCAGCAACAGCAACAGCCGCCGGCUGCGAGAGCCUCUAUCUCUGGCUAUUUGGCUGGUCCAGAGGAACGAUCUCUGUCGCGCGCCGGUCAUACUGGACCUUUUCUACCGCGCAUCCCGACUGUGUCGGAGAAGACUGGCGCAGGCUAUGUGCCCCGGGUCUCUGCAGUCCCUGGACAACACCCAAGACUUGCCAGCAACGGCAGCUCCCCCAUUGCGCCUCGUACCCCUCCGUAUGGUCACGACUCGCCAAGAAGAGUCUCCGCGGCUUCGAUCCGUGAUCUCAAUCAUACUCGGCGGCACUCCUCUAUCGAUACUACACACCGUGGGCCUCCGGACUCUUUAAUGAAUGGCCACCAGAAGAAGCCAUCCUUUGAUCGGGCUUGGACUCUGAACAGUGGAGGCCAAGGUCUACCCGCUCGCCCAGGAACUUCGCUGGGGACAACGGCAUAUCGUGGACCGCAGACUGAAUCAGAGCCCAAUACGCCUGAUCAAAUAGACGACCUGGAUCGAGGCUACUUUUCCGGAACGGAAAUAGAUUCGCGACGGACUCGCCGCGUUUUGCAGAAACGGACGUCGGCCGCUGGUAGUAUCGGUCACUCUCGAAAGUCCAGCUAUGCAGAGGACCAAUACAAGGUCAAGAAUGCUGGUAAACGCCAGUCUCGCAUUGCCAGUGUUGAUUCAAUGCGUGAUGCAGCUCGACAUGUGUCAAGCGCCGCUGAUAACUAUCACAGUACGCCACAGAAGAGCCGGUUCAGGAGCCUGAGCACACGCGUUUCUGAACGCAGUGGCCAUGAUUCACAGGAUAGCAAGGCAGGGUUCUUCUCUAACUUGGGACCAUUCAUGAAGAAGGGCGGGGAUUCGGAAGGCUCCUCCGCGCGGUCUUCCACUUUGCCUUGGAACUUGCCCAAAAUGGGCGGUGCCAAUUCCAAGAUUCGUCGCGCAGUCGGCUUUCGUGCUAUCUCUGAUGUUGUUGGAAAAGGCACUGAUACCUCAGCCCCUGUCUCGCCUCGCGAUUAUGAUCCUACAACUGGUCGUACUGGGUCUACCACUCCUUCGGCAACAUCCAAGAGCUCAGAACGGCACAGCACCGAUGGAUCUGGCAAGGCCACUGAUAGCGCGGGGUUCAUGAUUCGACCUCGCACCGUCAAGUCCAAGAAAGACACAAGCGCUUAUAUACGAGGUCUCGAGAAGAAGUCGCCACGGGAACAAAUGGAUGGAUGCGACUACAGUGGCUGGAUGAAGAAGAGGUCUUCCAACCUCAUGACGACGUGGAAACCUCGACUAUUCGUGCUGCGUGGCCGUCGUCUAUCGUACUAUUACUCUGAGGACGACACCGAAGAGCGGGGCCUUAUCGACAUCACGGCUCACCGCGUCCUCCGAGCAGAUAAUGACCCCAUCAUCGCUUUACACGCCACUGUGACCGGAUCUACCGCGCAGCCUGCCAAUGCCAAUCCCAGCGAAAAUGCAAGUGGCACCAAGGUUACCACAUCUAAUGUCCUUUCUUCACUUAGCAGCAAAGACGGGAGCGGUCCUUUCUUCUUCAAACUUGUGCCGCCGAGAUCGGGCAAUUCCCGAACUGUGCAGUUCACCAAGCCUACCACCCACUACUUCCAGGUCGACAGUGUGGCGGAAGUUGGAAAAGACCAACAAACAAAAGACAAUCAGUCUAAAACAAGCUCAGAUGAUGAACCAACGCCCCCUGCUUUGAUGAACAAUCCCCCGGUUACCGAACCUGAUCAGCUCCCCGAUGAGCUGGUCGAAGAAGCAGACGAGGAAGAACAUGGACUUCGAAUCGAAGGUCUAAAUCUAUCCAAGGCCCCCUCCACCGAAUCCAACUCUUUCGUUGAUGCAAAUGCGGAAGCCCCGAAAGACGAGUCGGGCACCACCGACCAACCCAUGUCUAAUCCUCUCGGGGAAAUUGACACUGGUCACACAUCUCUCCUUCCUAGCCCGCUGGCUAAGACGGAAUCGAAGUGA
This is a messenger RNA of Penicillium argentinense, 2985 nucleotides long. Its product is annotated as putative polarized growth protein (Boi2). Lineage: Eukaryota; Fungi; Ascomycota; Eurotiomycetes; Eurotiales; Aspergillaceae. The transcript has 4 exons. Gene Ontology annotation, cellular component: plasma membrane. Gene Ontology annotation, biological process: actin cytoskeleton organization. Bases 1 to 2985 code for a protein of 994 amino acids. Gene Ontology annotation, molecular function: protein binding. The record is from RefSeq and is a predicted model, not a curated record.